CCUCCCCCCCCCACCCCGUCCUCGUCUUCCUGCGCGAUGCGGGGCUCGCUUUCCCGGCGUGCCUCGCGCGGCCGUUCUCCGCCGUCCCCUCUGACCUCGCAGGGCCCGUCGUCGUUCUGGCAUCCGGGCUCUCCGCGCCACACGGGGAAAAUGGCGGCGGCGACAUCCGCGAUGGUGGCGGGCGCUCCCGCCGAAUGGAUCCGCAACUGGGAGAAAUCCGGCAAGAGCGAGUUCUUGCAGCUGUGUCGCGCACUUUCUGAAAAUGCAACUUUUAGAGGUGUCCAGCAGGCCCUCUAUGAGCUUGCGUAUCACGUUAUCAAGGGAAAUCUAAAGCAUGACCAAGCAUCGAAUGUUCUUAAUGAUAUUAUAGAAUUUCGCGAUGAUAUGCCUUCCAUUCUGGCUGAUGUAUUCUGCAUAUUAGACAUCGAAACCAGUUGUUUAGAAGAAAAGAGCAAAAGAGACCAGUUCAUGCAGCUGGUGUUGGCUUGUUUGAACCUGGUUUCCGAUACUAUAUUAAAAGAGCGUUUGGAUCCAGAAACUCUGGAAUCAUUAGGGCUUAUCAAGCAGUCCCAGCAGUUUAAUCAGAAAUCUGUGAAAAUAAAGACAAAACUUUUUUAUAAGCAACAGAAAUUUAAUUUAUUAAGAGAAGAGAACGAAGGCUAUGCAAAACUGAUUGCUGAACUGGGACAAGAUUUAUCUGGAAAUAUCACUAGUGAAUUGAUCCUGGAAAACAUUAAAUCUUUAAUAGGAUGUUUUAACCUGGAUCCUAACCGAGUGUUGGAUAUUAUCUUGGAAGUCUACGAAUGUCGACCAGAAUAUGAUGAAUUUUUUGUACCUUUAAUAGAGUCGUAUAUGUAUAUGUGUGAACCUCAAACACUCUGCCAUAUACUUGGAUUCAAAUUCAAGUUUUAUCAGGAACCAAAUGGAGAGACCCCGGUCUCUUUGUACAGAGUCGCUGCAAUCCUUUUACAACACAACUUAAUAGAUCUGGAAGAUCUUUAUGUGCAUCUCCUGCCAUCCGACCACGCUAUCCUCGAGGAACACAAACGGGAAAUCGGGGAGGCGAAACUAAUCGUACGGAAACUUACCAUGGUUGUGCUCUCGUCCGAAAAGACGGAAGAGAAAGAGAAAGAAAAGGAGAAGGAAGAGGAGAAAAUGGAAAAGCCACCAGAUAACCAGAAACUGGGUUUAUUAGAAGCCAUGUUAAAAAUCGGUGAUUGGCAGCAUGCGCAAAGCAUUAUGGACCAGAUGCCUCCGUUUUACGCAACUUCACACAAACCCAUCGCUCUCGCUCUUUGCCAGCUUCUCCAUGUGAUGAUUGAGCCCCUCUAUCGAAGAGUCGGGGUCCUCAAAGGUGCCAAAGGAACCCCAGUCCCCCCUUUGCAAAACAAGAGAGCCCCAAAGCCAGUCGAACAUUUUGAAGACUUAAGGAAAGAAGUGUUCAACAUGCUUUGCUAUCUCGGCCCGCAUCUCUCCCACGAUCCCAUUCUCUUCGCAAAAGUCUUGCGCCUUGGGAAAGCUUUCAUGAAAGAGUACCAGUUGGACGGAAACAAACAAGAGGACAGAGAGAAAAUGGAGAUAUUGUUCAGCUGCUUGCUGAGUAUCACUGACCAGGUUCUGCUUCCUUCUCUUUCCCUGAUGGACUGUAACGCAUGCAUGUCUGAGGAACUCUGGGGGAUGUUUAAAACAUUUCCAUACCAGCACCGGUAUCGUCUCUACGGCCAGUGGAAGAACGAAACAUACAAUAGCCAUCCACUGCUAGUGAAAGUUAAAGCUCAGAUAAUUGACCGAGCUAAAUAUAUAAUGAAGCGUUUAACGAAGGAGAACGUAAAGCCUUCUGGAAGACAAAUUGGGAAACUGAGUCACAGCAACCCAACCAUUUUAUUUGACUAUAUUUUGUCCCAGAUCCAGAAAUACGAUAACCUAAUAACUCCAGUUGUUGAUUCAUUGAAAUACCUCACUUCACUAAACUACGAUGUUUUGGCUUAUUGCAUAAUUGAAGCAUUGGCAAAUCCCGAGAAGGAGAGGAUGAAGCACGACGACACUACAAUUUCCAGUUGGCUUCAGAGCUUAGCGAGUUUUUGUGGUGCUGUUUUUCGAAAAUACCCAAUAGAACUUGCCGGACUCCUCCAGUAUGUGGCAAAUCAACUCAAGGCAGGAAAAAGUUUUGACCUCCUCAUUUUGAAAGAAGUGGUACAAAAAAUGGCCGGAAUUGAAAUCACCGAAGAAAUGACCAUGGAACAGCUAGAAGCCAUGACUGGCGGGGAGCAGCUGAAGGCAGAGGGAGGAUAUUUCGGUCAGAUCAGGAACACGAAGAAAUCUUCUCAGAGAUUAAAAGAUGCCCUUCUGGACCACGAUCUUGCCCUCCCGCUGUGCCUUCUCAUGGCUCAGCAGCGCAACGGCGUCAUCUUUCAAGAAGGAGGGGAGAAACAUUUGAAGCUGGUGGGGAAGCUCUACGAUCAGUGCCACGAUACUUUGGUACAAUUUGGUGGAUUUCUGGCGUCUAAUUUAAGCACAGAGGACUAUAUUAAGCGAGUGCCUUCUAUCGACGUCCUCUGUAACGAAUUUCACACUCCUCACGACGCUGCUUUCUUCCUUUCAAGACCUAUGUACGCGCACCACAUUUCGUCAAAGUACGAUGAGUUGAAGAAAGCGGAAAAGGGGAAUAAGCAGCAGCAGAAAGUCCACAAAUACAUCACGUCUUGUGAGCUGGUGAUGGCGCCUGUUCACGACGCAGUGAUCUCCUUGCACCUCCCGAAGGUCUGGGAUGAUAUCAGUCCCCAGUUCUAUGCCACCUUCUGGUCCCUGACCAUGUACGACCUUGCGGUGCCCCGGGGUAGCUACGAACGGGAAGUCAACAAACUCAAAGUCCAGAUGAAAGCCAUCGACGACAAUCAAGACAUGCCUCCCAAUAAAAAGAAGAAAGAAAAAGAACGCUGCACAGCCCUUCAGGAUAAACUUCUGGAAGAGGAAAAGAAGCAGUUGGAUCACGUGGAAAGGGUGUUGCAAAGGCUGAAGCUUGAAAAGGACAACUGGCUUCUUGCGAAGUCGACGAAAAACGAGACCAUAACCAAGUUUCUGCAACUGUGUAUAUUUCCUCGCUGUAUCUUUUCUGCCAUCGAUGCUGUUUACUGUGCUCGCUUUGUAGAACUGGUGCAUCAACAGAAAACACCCAAUUUUUCCACACUGCUUUGUUAUGACCGAGUCUUCUCCGAUAUCAUCUACACAGUAGCCAGCUGCACUGAAAACGAAGCCAGUCGAUAUGGUAGAUUUUUGUGCUGCAUGCUAGAUACCGUAACCCAGUGGCACAGCGACAAAAGCGUAUAUGAAAAGGAAUGUGGUAAUUAUCCGGGCUUCAUCACUGUACUGCGAUCCAGUGGUUACGAUGCUGUGAACAAAGCCGACCAGUUAGAUUACGAAAAUUUCCGACACGUGGUACACAAAUGGCAUUAUAAAUUAACCAAGGCGUCCGUACACUGUCUGGAAACCGGGGAAUAUACACAUAUCAGAAAUAUCCUGAUUGUGCUGACCAAAAUUUUGCCGUGGUAUCCAAAGGUGGUGAAUCUGGGCCAGGCCUUGGAAAGAAGAGUCCGUAAGAUUUACGAAGAAGAGAAAGAAAAGAGACCAGACCUAUAUGCGUUAGCCAUGGGCUAUUCUGGCCAACUGAAAAGUAGAAAAAUGGUUCCUGAAAACGAUUUCCAUCAGAAGGACCUUCCGACCCGAAACGCAGUGCCCACCAUGGUUCAGAACGGGCCAGGGGGAGCAGGGCUGCCUCCGCUCACGAUAAACGCAGCGAAAUUGGAAGAAAGCACCGCCGAGGAGACAGAUAAGUUGAAGGAGAAGUCACAGGGCGCAGUUAAAGUGGUCAGCAAAGCCGCCAACGCGACGCCCAAGGUGAUCGCCAGCAAUGGAAACACCAGCAAACUUGUCAAAGAAAAAGAGGACAAAGAGAAAUGCGGGAAGGAGAAAGAGAAGGAGAAGAAAGAGAAAGUCCCGGCUGGCACUCCUGAAGCUAAAUUACUCGGAAAAGACGGGAAGGAUAAGCCAAAGGAAGAGAGGGCGAACAAAGAAGAGAAGGCACGAGAAGCUAAGGAAAAGACACCGAAGGCUGACAAAGAGAAGGAGAAAAUCAAGAGAGAAGAGAAACCAUUCAAAGAGGAAAAAUCCAAGAUUAUUGUGACCAACGCUGAGUCCAAAUCAAUGGCGGAAAAGGAGAGAGAGAAGGAGCCAUCAAGAGAGAGAGAAGUGACCAAGGAGAUGAAAUCCAAGGAAGUCAUUAGAGGAGGAGGAGGAGGCGGCGGGGGAGGAGGAGGAGGAGGAGAGAAGAUUCCAAUUGCUGGGUCCUUGAAGUCACCUGUUCCCCGGUCAGAAACUUCAGAUUCCGAAAGGGAACAAAAACGUCGCAAAAUAGAUACCCAUUCUUCUCCAUCACAUUCCUCAAGUGUAAAGGACAACCUCAGCGAACUCAAGGAUUCCGCAGUUAAGCACUACGUUAACCACUCCGCUCCGGCAUUGUCUAAAAGUAAGGAGAGAGAAGUAGACAAGAAAGAUUUGGACAAAUCAAGGGAAAGAUCCCGAGAGAGAGAAAAGAAAGAUGAAAAGGAAAGGAAAGACCGAAAAAGGGAUCAUUCGAACAAUGACCGCGAAGUUCCCCAAGAUUCAGCCAAGCGUCGGAAAGAGGAAAACGGAACAACUGGUUCCUCCAAGCACAGUAAGAGUGAAAGUCCUUCCAACUCCCCCCCUCGUUCAAAUGAGAAGGAGAAAGAGAAGAACAAGUCAAAAUCUUCAAGCAAGGAGAAAAGCGAUUCCAUCAAAGUUGAAAAGAUGGAGAAAAGCUCUUCCGGAAGCAAAAAGGAGUCCAGGCACGAUAAAGAAAAACCAGAGAAAAAAGAAAAACGGGAUAGUACUGGGAACAAAGAAGAAAAGAAACACCAUAAAUCGUCAGACAAGCACAGAUAAUGAGCACUGUUCUGACCAAGGUGAGGUUCGGACAAGAAGAUGGUGAGCUGCGACCAGACAUGAAUUUUGAUUGCACAGAAGAUUGUGAAUGACGUGGACCUGUCUCCAUCUCCUUAAAUUAUUCACCUCUCGGCUUUAUUUCUCUCCCGUUGCUGAAGAUGUUGAUGGUUGAGUUGUACAUUACUGUAAUUUUAACUCGUCGCUUAAGUUUCUUAAAAACAUUUAUUUUCAGUACCUGGCUGGAAGUGUUACCUGUUCCAUAUUUUUUAGCACAAUGUGCUGCCAACAGUUGCCAUCGUUGCAAAUGAGGGUUUUUGUUUUUUUUCCACAUGUACAGAGUUCUUCCUUUAGGUUAUCAAAAAUGCUUCCUCCGUUUAGCCAUUUUAUUAUUUUUUUUAUUUUCCUUUUCAAUUGGAAAUGCGUUCUUUUAGGUGUUUGGGGAAAAAAAGAAAAAAAAAAACCCAACAACAAAUAAAACCGUUAUUGAAAGUUUGGAUUUUUACCUCAUUUAAAGAAAAAAAAAUCCAGUUUUUAUUUAUUGUUUUUAAUAUUGAUAACUAAAACCGUGGGCGGGAUAGGGCACUGUUUUCAAGCAAUGCUAAGGAAAGUAUUUGUAUAUUAUGUGCACAAUAGUAAACUUGUUUAAAAAAGAAAGAGAGAGAAGAAAGGAAACAGAGGGAUACCCCAUACUCUGUUUGUUCCGCACGAUGAUCCUUAACAUUUGUCAUAAUGUUUUUAAAAGAAAUGGGGAAACUGCUUUCUUCCGAACAUGAAUUCAGACCAAUUAAGUUUCAAUAUUACAGCUACAGGAACUUUGUAUCGGUGGGAUUUCAGUCCCAAAAAAAAAAUUUAAAAAAAUUAAAAAAAAGUUUCACAAUGACCUUUUUAAAAAAAAAAAACCAACCAACAAAACAAUUUUUUUAUCUGAAAUUCUACCAAGUGUAAUCUUUUUUCUAAAUAAAAAUUAGUUUUCUCAAUGGGUCGUAAA
Messenger RNA from Pantherophis guttatus, 5947 nucleotides. RefSeq names its product THO complex subunit 2 (gene THOC2). Gene Ontology annotation, biological process: mRNA export from nucleus; mRNA processing. Gene Ontology annotation, molecular function: mRNA binding. The record is from RefSeq and is a predicted model, not a curated record. Gene Ontology annotation, cellular component: THO complex part of transcription export complex. Lineage: Eukaryota; Metazoa; Chordata; Lepidosauria; Squamata; Colubridae.